Momordica charantia (bitter melon) is the source of this 1164-nucleotide messenger RNA. RefSeq names its product Ribosomal protein L13 family protein. Gene Ontology annotation, cellular component: ribosome; cytosolic large ribosomal subunit. Gene Ontology annotation, biological process: negative regulation of translation; translation. The record is from RefSeq and is a predicted model, not a curated record. Gene Ontology annotation, molecular function: mRNA binding; structural constituent of ribosome. NCBI's taxonomy places the organism in Eukaryota, Viridiplantae, Streptophyta, Magnoliopsida, Cucurbitales, Cucurbitaceae.
CUGCUUGGCAAUUUAUCCCUUCCCCCGGUUUCUGAUUUUGGUAUUCACAGAAAGGCAGAGUCUUAUCCACAAUCAAGAGCAGAAAUUCCCCAACUGAAACAGCGCCAGAGCUACAAUGGCGAUGCUCUGUGCUUCCUCCUCUACAGCCACCUUCUAUUUACAUUCCACUAUCAACAAUGGAGCCACGAGUAACAGAGGCAUUCCCAGAAAGUCACUUGUUGCUGGUUUCCCACUCCCAUUUUCGAAAUCUUCUUUUCUUCAAACCCAGACCGCGAUUACUCUGAACUCCAAGCCGGAGAGUUCGGUCCUUCAACUGCGGGCUCAGGAGCUCGAUCGCGUCCCUUUAGAGCAGCGGUGGAUGUUCGAAGGCGACGAACUCGACGGCCCUGACAUAUGGAAUACAACAUGGUACCCGAAGGCUGCUGAUCAUGUUAACACAGAAAAAACCUGGUAUGUGGUUGAUGCCACUGAUAAGAUUUUGGGAAGGCUAGCUUCAACUAUUGCCAUUCAUAUCCGAGGGAAGAAUCUACCGACCUACACUCCUAGUGUGGAUAUGGGGGCUUUUGUGAUUGUGGUAAAUGCAGAAAAAGUCGCUGUGUCUGGUAGAAAGAGGACGGAAAAGCUGUACAGGAGGCAUUCGGGGCGACCAGGUGGUAUGAAAGUAGAAACUUUUGAGCAGCUACAGCAGAGAAUUCCUGAAAGAAUUAUUGAGCAUGCCGUUCGUGGUAUGCUUCCUAAAGGGAGGCUUGGAAGAGCACUUUUUAACCACUUGAAGGUUUACAAAGGACCAGACCAUCCACAUGAGGCACAAAAGCCAGUUGAGCUGCCAAUAAGGGACAAAAGGAUAAACAAGGAAAGAUAGUAUGAACUACYAAGAGAAUGCGAACAAAGAAACAAAGCUCUCUUGCUCAUGCUUCAGCUCAACUCGAUUGUCGGUACUCGAUCUGUAAUUUGAUUAGAAAGUCUAGUCUUCUCUGAUAACAUGCUUAGCUUAAGCGACAUUUUCAAAGUUAUUAUUCAGAAGAGGAAAGUCUCAAGUCUUUGUUUUGUUGAAGGUUGUGAUAAUGAUGAUUUUGAUUACAUUUGUUGAUYGUUUUCUCUAUUUGGAUAGUUUUUUCUUAGUGUAGGAAUGGCCAGAUGUCUUAAACAAAGGUGUUUAUCUUA